This is a messenger RNA of Bacillus rossius redtenbacheri, 9006 nucleotides long. Its product is annotated as longitudinals lacking protein-like. Gene Ontology annotation, cellular component: nucleus. NCBI's taxonomy places the organism in Eukaryota, Metazoa, Arthropoda, Insecta, Phasmatodea, Bacillidae. Bases 150 to 1400 code for a protein of 416 amino acids. Gene Ontology annotation, biological process: regulation of transcription by RNA polymerase II. The transcript is spliced from 5 exons. The record is from RefSeq and is a predicted model, not a curated record. Gene Ontology annotation, molecular function: protein binding.
UAACAAGUUGAAGGGACAUCAGUAGAAACCACGCCAUUUGCUGGAAGGAAUUUUAGUUUGUGUGAUGUGCGGUAACUAAAUAUUACAUAAAUUUGUUUUCAAAGGGUUUUUGACAAGCAUCAACAAAUAGACCUCAUUCACGUUGAGUAAUGGCUUCUGAACAACAAUUUUGCCUGAGAUGGAACAAUCACCAAAGUACAUUAGUUUCCGUUUUCGACACACUUCUGGAAAGUGGAACGCUAGUCGAUUGCACUCUAGCUGCAGAAGGGCAAUAUUUGAAAGCCCACAAAGUGGUUUUGUCGGCAUGCAGUCCAUAUUUUGAGCUGUUGCUGAGUCAGCACUACGAGAAACAUCCGAUAAUCAUCUUGAAGGAUGUAAAAUUUCAAGAACUGAAAGCCAUGAUGGACUAUAUGUACAGGGGUGAAGUCAAUAUAUCUCAGGACCAAUUGGGUGCUUUGCUCAAGGCGGCAGAAUCUUUACAAAUAAAAGGCUUAUCAGACAGCGGAGGAGGAGGAACAGAAAAGGAAGAGCCUGCAGAAAAGUACGUAGAGGACAAGAAGCCUGUUACCGCACCUGUUCGAACCUCUCAGUCCGCAGCCCACAAUUCAGGAUUGACCAUCGAGCGCAGGCGGUCUGCUCCUGUCGACAGCACGGAAGAUGAUUCGCAGCCCUUGCCAAAGGGAAUGUCAUCGAGGGAAGGUAGUUCUUCCCCUGUCCCGAGGAAACGCAAGAAGCAACGUCGUAGGUCCAGUGGGGGGGAGGCGGGUGGGGAGAGUAACGCGCUGCAGGACAGUCACGACCAAACGAGUAGUUCUUCCGAACGUAGUCAGCCAGUUCCUAAUAUGAGUCAGAGUUUGCCUGCAUCCAUUGCCACAGUUCCCUCAUCUGUGAAAUCCUCUGGAGAGACAGACCAGAAACUCGUCAACGCGGAAGUUUUCCCAACGCGAACAUCUCAUUCGCAGCCAUCUAUUCCCCGUGAACCUGACGUAGUGCAAAAAGUGGAGCCACCGGCGGAAGUAUUACUGGAGCCAAAGGCAGAGUACCUGGAUGAAGAUGUUAACGAAGAUAGUGUCGAGGACUUGACUCUAGACGAUGACGAUGACUUGGAUAUGUCUAUGGACCAUGCCCAACCUGGCCCAUCGCAUGGUGGUGAAGGCUCCAGUCAGGGUUAUGCUCCGUGGCACAUCGGGGAUCAGUCGAGGGACGAAGUAUUUAUGGCUGCUCAGGAAGCAGUUGGGGCCCAUCGUGAUUCGCAAGUGGACUCGAAACUUCCACAGCUCGGCGUGAGGAUGGCGUACCAAAAUAAUCACUAUCACGUGUGUUUGUUGUGUGGGCAAAUCUUUGAGCGGCGCCUACUCUUGAAGCACGUUCGUUACGAGUGUGACGCUGCUAAAAAGUGAAGAUUCCGAAUUGCAGUAAGAAAAUUAAUUUAUGAACAAACUUGCGAUUGUUUCUUGUCCCCUCCAGUGAGUAGUGAGUGGUAUUUCUCCUCCAACUGGACAAUUUAAUAUUUAUGAAUAUUUGCCCCUAGAAUAAGGAUUCUUGUUAGUACAGUAUUAUGGUUUUGCUGUUGUAUUGUAUCUUUAAAUUUUCCCUAAAUUAGUGAUAAUUUUCAGUAUUUCUGGGGAAUAAUGAGAUCCCCUACAGCAUUCUGUAAUAUGUUUCUUACAAAAUUAGUGAUGUCUUACUUAAAUGAUUUAUGUACUGUGCCUGCGAUAACAGAAUAUAAAGUAUACAACCCACAAGUCAAGCAGAUUGACAGAAAAUAUUGAAAGUAUAAUUAUUUUGUACUUGAGUAUUUUUCUUACCAUUGUGUGUAAAUGCUAUAGGUAUCUCAUAAUGUAGACAGAAAGCAAGAACCUGUGCUUCUGUUUUGGCUGUCCAAACAAUAUUUUGUAAAUUAAUUGUUAAAGUCUAAUUAUAAAAUUGUGUUUGGAGAUAAUAUUUAUGUAUAAUUUACAAGUACAAUUCUAAUUUCAUUUUUUUAAAAAUUAAAUAAUUCAUUCUUUACUUAUGUUAUUACAUGACCAGAUUUCAAAACACUGGGUUCAUUAUAUGCAGUAACUAACAUAAAGAUUGCUCAUUUUACCUGCUUGGCUUCCUGCCUUAAAUUAAACAGAUAGAACGUAGUUCAAAUUCAGAAGUUGUGUACUGUUCGUGCUAAAAUGUAAAUUUAGUAAUGCAACAUGAAUAUUUUGCCAAACAAGCAUGUUUAACAAUGUGUAGGGUGCUUGAUUUGAAUAAAAAUAAUCAGAAUGAUCAAAAUCAGAACCUAACACUGCGUGGACUUAGUGGUCAAUGUGGUUUAGUUGACAUUUUUGUGUUGACAAGGAGAUGAGAUAUUUAAAAAAAAUAUUACUAUUUUAAUCAAUAAGGAUUUCUUUGGUUAGAUAAUACCAUAGGAAGCAAUAAUAAUUAGUGAUUAACAUUAGGUUUGUUUGAAAAUUAAGUAGUACAAUCAAUAUACAAACCUUUGGAACAUUAAUUUUUGAUUUUGAUAAAUUUUCUUAAUGAUCAUCAAUGAAUCAAUAGUUAUUGAGUAAAAUGAAUAUUUGAGUGCCCAAUAAACAUUAAUUUGGUUUACAUAAAAUACUGGUUGGGGGUCCUAUUUCCUUCUUAUGAUAAAAUAGUAAUUAAACUAGUUUUUAAUGUUUUUUUGUGUUAACCACUGUAAUAGCAUGAUGAAGUAGAACACAAAGUGCUCUAGAAAAUAAAAUAAUCAAAUGUUGGACAAUAAAAUACAUCAUUGAAUGACCUCAAAUGGCCUCGAGUGUUGACUUUGAAUAUUCAGUGUCAUUGAGAAUGAUUGCCGUGAUUCUAAAGUGAUAUUGUCAAAGUGUAGUUAAUGUAUAUACAUGUGUGGCAUCUUAAAAUAUUCAGAAAAGAAUAGAAUUAUAGAAUUAAGAAGUUAGAAUUAGUUCACUUCGAUAUUUGCACCGAAUCAGCUCUGGUGAUGUCUAGACGAUUUUCGAUCACCUGCCAUGUCUCCUGAAUCAAGUACAUAUUUACAGUUGCAAUUUCUGCAGUGCCCCUCUUUCCCAAGGUGCUGGAUGUUUGUUAUGUUUUUAAUGUAGGAAUGAGAUGUUUCCAAUGUAUCCUCACAGAAAAGAGUAAAGUUGUGUGUGAUCUUAAGCGACUGUGAGGCUUAAAACAACCCGUGUGCGGGGAGCGGAAGAGGAGCUUGAAGACUACUCUGUUCACUUCCGUGUGGCACGGUGCAGACUCACUUUGUGUUGUGGUACGCCGAACUGAAAUUGGUUGUCACACAGUGCAAUGGAAGUGGCAACGUUUGUAUCCACAAGAAAAAAACUUAAGACAGAGAUAUGAAUCUGUGGUUGUAACAGUUGCAAGGCACUGAGGAAAGAAAUUCUUUUUCUGACCAAAAACAACGGGGGAAUAAGUGGAACACUUAUGCCAAUUCUGCUCAAGAAAUCAACUAGCAGAAGUUAAGCAUUAGGAAUUCGAAAAAUUCAACAUGUUUGCACAAAUCGUUGAAGCUCUUUGCUUUCUUUCAGCUGCUGCAUGAAAUUAAACCAAACGACAGACGGCGUAGUUUUUUUAUUUAUUAAGAACUGAUUCAGCCACAGAUUUAUAGCAUUGUCUCCUGGAGGUUAAUCUCGUGGAUGCAAACAUCGCCACUUAUGUUGCACUGCGACACCCAAUUUAUGUUUGGUGUACUACAACAUAAACUGAGACUUUGUGAAUGAAUCACAUGUUGCCACGCGCCACCUCACGCUGGUCUUGCAGCCCCACUCUCAAUCCCCGAGCAUAUGGGCUUAGGCUUCACUGUCACACUGUCUUUUCUGUGGGAAUACAUUAGAAACAUGGCGUACACAUCCAGCACCUUAAAGACAGGGCUGCAGCAAUUGCCACUGCGAACACGAUUCAGAAUACAUGGUAGAUUGAAGAUCGUCCAGAUAGAUUUUUAUCGAGCUAACAUAGCACCCACAUAAAAGUUUGCUAGGCUAAUUCUAAAACUUCAUUCUCAAUGACCCUAACAUCUUGAAAUGUAGGGGAAUCCUGGACUUAAAGGGAAUUACAAAUAAUAGUCUCAGUUAUAUGAAUUUAAAUUUGUCAACACGCUUGUAUACGAAGCGACUUUGAUAGAUUGUAACAUAAUAAUUAUAAAAGAGAUUAAAUAUAAGACAAUAAAUAACUUAAAAUUACUUCAAAAUUAGUUCAAAAAUGGCCAACCUCAUACAUGAAACAAUACUUAUGUUUCAUUUCAGUCUUAUAAAAAAAUUCAUAUACAUUUGUAUAUAAAUAUGCUGAACUAAUUUUUAAGUCAUUAGAUUUGGGUUUUAAUAUUUGAGAUGCCCUUUAUUCCCGCUUUCCUUUAAUUUGAAGUUGUAUUAAAUUUAAAUCAUCUUGCAAUGAGAUAGAUUGAAGUCUUCUUUAAUCUGAGGUUUUCUUGUGUUCAAGGUACAUUUGAGAUCAUCUUAAAAGGACAUGCUAAACUCUAGGGUAUCUUACAUCAUACAACCAGAUAGAAAUAGUUAAUAUCUGAUAAAAAUAUUUGUAAUAGAAUAACAAAUGAAAGAGUAAAAUGCAGUAAAAAUUAAACUUAUCAACUUUACGUGUGAGACAGCCUUAACUAUUGAAUGUGGUGGUAUUUGCUCACAUUAAAUAGUUUCCUCUAUCACUAUUUACUACAUUCAAAAAUUUGAAAUUUGCAAAGAUUCAUUAUAAUUUACAGCAGGAGUAAAAUGAAAUGAACUCUAAUUGGGUUAGAUGCAGUGUUGUUACUUUGUAACAACCCAUAUUACAGCCUUCCUCAUGCAAUCCAGUAAUAAUCUUUUGUUAUAAAUUUUUUUUGUCAAAUUUCAGGUUAGGUUUUCAAAUGAUUUAAAGUUUUUACCUUUUUCAAAGUUAUUAUGAAAAUAUUUCACCGGGUUUAUUGUUUUUAUUUUUAAAAUUCAUAAGUUUAUUUUCUCGUAAUUUUCUUUUGCUGGCGUCCUUGUGUGGGAAGGUGUGCUGACGUAAUUCUCCUUCGUUUUUCCACGACCGAGGCUUUGUUUCACACGCUAGGCGUGUGAGUCACGGUCACGGGAGUGUGAGAAAGAGACAAAAUCGCUGCGUCGUGGGAACAGAAGUAAGCAUUUCGUGGACGCUUCUGUUGCCAUGCGCUGUGAUUGACUGCAAAUUACGUCAGCGAGCCCAGGACACUGCCCGCACAAGGGAGAGGAAAGCUGUAAGAUCAGUGAUUGUCCGAGCACCGGGCCGAGCGAUCAUUGUUCGAGCGGCGGGCCAAGCAGGCCGUGGCGGGCGAUGGCUCCGGGUUUUAUCUUCUUUUUAAUGUACAUUUAAUUUUUAUUUGUUCUGUUGCGCAAAAUAUUUUGUGAUUUUUAAAUGAAUAAUUAAAACCAGGUAGUACAUCGAACAUUGUUUAUUAAUUUUUUCUUUCUUCGUGACCUGCAACCUGUAUGUUCCACUCUUCACCUAAUUUGAGCUAGUCGAAGGUGGUGGGUGGUAACAACUUCUGAGGUCAAGAACUUGUGUUGGAAGGAAUGCAGGUUCAACUCUGUACAGACCAAAUAGGUUUUAUCUUCUAUCUGUGUGAGCAUAUGCAUUGACUGGUUUAUGCAAUGAUGGUUAUUGUAUUUAUGUUAGGCUAAUGCACUGAGCCUCCAGUGGCACAAACACGCAUGAAUAGGUAUGCGGGUGCUAACAGCUGUCUGAAUGUUGCAUUGACAUCAAUACCACCGUAGCAGCACACAGCAGUCUCGUGUGCUGCCGUGUUUCGCUUGGUUCAUAUAGUCAUGCACUUGUUGCAGUUGCUCUAGUCUUUAUUAUGUAAAUACCAUCUUAGCUUGGGAUCAUGUUAACAGGCAUACAAAAACCUUGGGUUAUGAAUGACACACACAGUGUUUUACUUCACUGCCCACGAUAAGAUGUCUCCCUUACUAACAUUAGUCUUGAUUUUUUUUUGUUAUUAUUGCAACUCUCUUCAAUCACACUGCAAAUUGACACAGUUUAGCUUGAACACAUGAUUUAUGAUCAGUAGUUGGCAACAUAUUCAACAUUUAUGUACACUAAGUAACAGAUAUUUACUUCGUCACACUUACCCUUUUUACCUUGGGCACAGUGUGACAAUUUAAGCACAUGACGAGAUGCAGUUUUAAAACUUUUUAUUAAAUUUAAAAAAUACUGUAAAUUUCUUAAAUGGCAGUUGACCUAAGCUGGGUCUGUCGAGACUUGUCCUCCAAAAUAAACAAAAGGGAACUAACUGCAAUUUCAUACAAAGGAAGCUAGAGUUGACACCAAUAAUUAUGUUUACUUGUAAUUAUUUAAAAGUUUUAUAUAGCUAAAAUACCAUACUUAAAAUUAAACCACAUUAUGAAUUUAAGUUGGCCAACUUUCAUAAAAUAUUUAUAUCCGUACACAGACAUAUUACUAUUUUACUCUACAAUUUAAUUUUUCAUUUUACAGAAAUUACCAAAAUAGUUACAAUUGAAUAUUAAUGUAAAAACUUUUCCUGGACCUUGGCAUUAUAUUCUAAUCUUUGCUUGAGACGUGAAACAGAUGUGUUGUUUGCAAAUGUAAAUCCUUUAUUUAAUAUAAUAUUUGAGCAUUAGUAGAAAAUUGACAUAAAUCACAUAAAUUAUGACACAUUUGUGAAAAUUUUAGCUGUCCGAGCAAAAACUUACGCCGAGAACAGUCGAAUGCUCCCCUGAUGCUUCGAGCGCAGGGAACACUGCUAUUGUGGAUUACACAAAUAUCAUACUUGAAUAGGUGCGGGCUGUACACUCCAGGUUAAACCCAGCUCGUUUUCCGAAGCUGGUAUGCAGGGUUCUCAAAAUAGAGAACACAGGAUAAACACAGGCUGCAAAAAAAUGAGUGGCCAGCUCAAAAUAAUAUCAGCGGGGAUCAUUCUCCGAAAACACUUGUUAUAAACAGGAACCACGGUGCUUAUUCCAUCACACACAGAAACAUUGCAGAAAUUCAUCAUAGCGACAGUAGAACACUAGAUAUCGACAGCUCUUGGCUGGCUGAUGACCCUCCCCUUCUCGCACUCUGACCCGCCUCACGCGGCUGUUAAAGUAAACACAAAUAACAAUGUCUCAACUAUUACUGCCUUUAAACACCAGGCAUGUUACCUUCUAUCAGUUUAUAUGCCAUCUUUACAUAUAUGUACAACAAAUUAAAUUUAUGUAAAACCAAAUAACAUAAACAGACAAAAUAUUUAAAAAUUAAAAAAAAAAAAUUCAACAAAUCCUUCAUACCAACUGUACCAAAAGACGUAUUAAUUUCCCAUUUUGGCGUGUACAUUUUCUAACCACUCUAACAUUUUUUUCCCCAGCAUAAAACCUAUAAACAUAUUUUGUAAUUAUUGUUAAAUUAACUGUGUUCAAGAUGGUAUCUCUUUAAUUUAAAAGCCCUUAAAAAUAUUCAUACAAAAGACCCUGGUUUGGGACACAAAUUUUUAUUUUAUUUAAAUAUUCAUAUUUCACAAAUAAAUACUUUAUUUGUUUAUAAAUAUUGUUGUUACUGGUAAUGAUAAACUUGGUAAUGUACAAUUUUGACUUGCCUAAAGUGUGAGUUAUAAGUGAUAUUGUUUAUUGUUUAGACAACCAAUGUUUAUUAUAUUAAUAUUAUAGUACUUAGUAUUUUGAAAACUUGAAAGUUAUGUUUAAUUUAUAAAUAUGAUACAGUAGAAUAUUGAUGAUCCAAAUCCUGUUCAUCAGCCAUUUUGUAUGGCUUAUGGCAGCAUGUAAACAUUUUAUGUGAUAAACCCCUCUUGUGUGUUAUAUGUAUCCAGUAAAUACAUAAUUGUUGACAUUGUGGUGGCCUGCGUCUAUAGCACCAUAUCACUCUUGCUAGCAAUUUUUAUUUGCUGUAGUUAUUACUAUGCAGUGCUCUUAACUCGACAAACAAGUGUAUUAACUCUGUGGGCUGAUAGCUUUCAUUACUUGAGCAUGCACGUUGGGGCUUGGUAUCUGGCAGUUGCCUAUUAUUUAUAGAAAUCUGUAUCCAACAGCCAAUGAAAUUUUCUUGAUUUUGCUAUUGUUUCUCUCUGUGCAUGUUACAGGCUUCAAGUAUGUACAAAAAAUAAAGUACUGAGUGGAAACUUGAACUAAACUGAAAAGUCUGUUUGAAAUUUGGAGAAAAUUUCUUCCCUGUAAAGAGUGGCUCGCAGACUUUCUUCAUUUUUUUUAGCAUGUUAAUUAAAACACACCUUUUUUAUAUGAAACUCAUUAUGCAUAACAUUGUGUGAGUUUGCCCGUAAUUGAAGAAUAGUGAUAGGUCAGAAUACGUACUUGAUGCCUAUUCGAGGACUAAACUUCUUAACAUUCCUUAUACAAGAAAUAGUUUGUAAGAUAAGAGUUAGGGUGUUAUGAACAGUACAGACUCUCUGAAAAUAUCUGCCUCACUGUAGAUUGGUUUGUUAGCUUAUUGAUGUGGUCCUGAUGUAUUGAAAGUGAAAAGUGUAAGAGUUGCCAAUUUCUGUUCAACUGUUUGAAAAAUUAUGGUACUUGCAGUGAAGUGACAUUUUUAUGUUACUAUCGUCUCUUUAACUUGAUGCACACAGCAUUUACUAUUUUGUAAUUAAUGUUGAACAUGAGCAUGAGUGUAUUAAAGAUGAAAAUUCAUCCAUGCAGUUUUUGGUGUCUGAUGAAAGUUAUUCAAGGCACCUCAUGUGAAGAUAUUGUGAAGCAAUAUAGUAGUCCUACCCAUGUAAAAAUCGAUCAUUUUAUAGUUAAGUGUUUUUGAGGGUUUCCUGUAAUAAUGAGUGGUCCAGAAUUUUGGAUGGAUUAAUUAGUCAUGCUCAUGACAAGUUUGAAUGUCAAGAUUGUAUGGAUUAUACAGUGUUACGAUGAAUGAUAACUGGGUUUGCUUUAUCACAGUGCUUGUUGUUGACUGAAAUUAAUGCCUAAAUUUAAAUGUAACCAAGUUAAUGUCAUCAUAUAUUAAAGCAACUAGCUAUCUUCCACAAUUCAGGCGGAUAAAAAUACAUUUACCUGUAAAAGCUUGUAGUUGAAUGGAAAUAAAAUAUUUCCAUCCGUC